UUGCCCUCCUGUGUCUCGGCCACAGGGAGCAGGCGGCCGCGGUGCUUCGCCGCCACCUGGUGGCCGGAGGCGGGAGGCGUCCGCUCCAGGAGCUCAGUUGAAGAUGGCGACUGGAGUCCUUCAGAGAGUCCGCGGAGGCUUGGGUCCGGCUACUUUCAGGGCCCACUCGGUCGGACAGGUCGUGGUCUGGGUCAGGUGCGCGGUCAUCGUCGUGUGUGCUCUGUUGUCGUUUCCGAAGCAGCGUUUGCCACGUCCAGCAGCAGAGAAAGAGAGGACAGCUGGUUCAAAUCCCUGUUUGUGAGGAAGGUUGAUCCUAGAAAGGAUGCACACUCCAACUUAUUGACCAAAAACGAGGAAAGCAACCUCUAUAAAAUUCAAUUCCAUAACGUCAAGCCAGAGUGCCUGGAUGCAUACAACAAACUCUGUGAGGAUGUUUUGCCCUCUAUACAUGCUGAUAAGUACUAUCCCUGUGAGCUGGUGGGAACCUGGAAUACCUGGUAUGGAGAACAAGACCAGGCUGUUCAUUUGUGGCGUUACAGAGGUGGAUAUCCAGCUCUGACAGAGGUGAUGAACAAGCUCAGGCAGAAUAAGGAGUUUACAGCUUACAGGAAGGAGCGCGGAAAGAUGCUUCUGUCCCGCAGAAAUCAGCUCCUGCUAGAGUUCAGCUUCUGGAACGAGCCUGUUCCACGAGAGGGCCCCCACAUCUACGAGCUCAGGUCCUACCAGCUCAGGGCAGGAACCAUGAUCGAGUGGGGUAAUUACUGGGCCAGAGCCAUCGGAUACCGCCAGGCCAACAGUGAGGCUGUGGGAGGGUUUUUCUCACAGAUCGGUAAUCUCUACAUGGUUCAUCACCUCUGGGCUUACAAAGAUCUUCAGUCCCGAGAAGAGACGAGGAACGGAGCCUGGCAGCAGGAGGGCUGGCAUGAGGCGGUCUAUUACACGGUUCCUCUCAUUCAGCACAUGGAUUCAAGGAUCAUGAUCCCAACAAAGGCUUCUCCACUGCAGUGA
Molecule: messenger RNA, 1008 nt
Organism: Menidia menidia (Atlantic silverside)
Lineage: Eukaryota; Metazoa; Chordata; Actinopteri; Atheriniformes; Atherinopsidae
Source: the annotation of a GenBank genome assembly